This is a messenger RNA of Oncorhynchus keta (chum salmon), 988 nucleotides long. It is a transcript of the gene urp1, whose product is annotated as urotensin-related peptide 1. The transcript has 5 exons. The coding region runs from base 179 to 592 and encodes 137 amino acids. Gene Ontology annotation, cellular component: extracellular region. Gene Ontology annotation, biological process: regulation of blood pressure; blood vessel diameter maintenance. Lineage: Eukaryota; Metazoa; Chordata; Actinopteri; Salmoniformes; Salmonidae. The record is from RefSeq and is a predicted model, not a curated record. Gene Ontology annotation, molecular function: hormone activity.
GAAUCCCUGAAUUGUGUCUAUGACGAUGGGGCCAUUACAUCAAAACCAUUUAGACUGAGACUGGGUGACAUGAUAAUGUAUUGAUCCCGUCAUGAUGGAUGGUUGAGGAAGAUAUAAAAGUGAAGUUCCCAGUCAGGGUAAGAUAGUACAGUCCAGAGCCACCUAAGCUAUUGUCAUCAUGCUGUCCUUAGCACUGUUCUACAUUUUGGCUGUUAUUUGCUCUGCCAGACGGACGCAUGCUCUACCACUGUAUCCAGACACAAGCUUGGAACCUCAAGAAGAGCUGAUCCAGAAGUUGGUGGCAGAGGUGGAGGAUGGAGAGAACGCUGAGCUGACUGACCAGAGAGAGGUGAAGAAUCUCUACCCUCUCCUGAUGCAGCGCAGUGGCGCCAGGGGUACAUGGAAUAAAGCAGGAGCUAAAGAUUCUGUGCAGCAGGAUAAAUUUGUCAACAUGGUUGAUGAUCUGAAGGCGGUGGUGUUGAAGCUCGCUGCAGCCGACAAGCUUCGCUCUCAGGGCUUCCUUCGGUCUGAGCAGAAUUUACCGAAAACCAACAAGAGAGCUUGCUUCUGGAAAUACUGUGUGACAAACUAGAAGCUGUGUGCUGGAGGAGAAUAAGAUCAUUUUUGACGAUACCUGGACAAGAACACCUUCUCACCACCCUCACCCCAAGCUGUGUCCCUUAUUAAAUAUUAAAAUUACAGCCCCAAGACAAUGGGUACAUUGUUCAUACAUAGAAACCUAGAGUAAAUGAUUGGUAGGAAAUAUAUUUUUUAAUCCAGCUGAAAAUGGCCUUGCAUUGAGGCUGGCUGACAAUAAAAUGAAAUAUACAGUAUAAUGUGGAUUGAAUGGAACAACUUUGUUUUUGACACCAACACUGUGUCAGAUUGCAUAUACAUUUCUACACAAAUACACAGUGUAUAUGCCUAGAACCAAUGCUUGGAAGCGAAAAGAAGUCAACAACAUUAGUCUUAGACAGUAAAGAAAUGU